AUGACUCUGAGCGUAUAUGCUCCGGCUAGCACCAAGCGUUUUGGCCACCCAAAAACUGCUUGCCGCGGGAAACUUACUUGUGCCCGCUGUGCGGAAGUCGAUCAUGAUAACGCUGAGUGUAAUGCAACAGAAAAGUGCGUAAAUUGUAAGAGCAACCACACUGCUUAUUCUCGGUCUUGCCCUAUCUGGAAGUUUGAAAAAGAGGUCAUUGAAGUUAAGUUCAAGGAACAGAUGUCUUAUCCCGAAUCCCGACGGAUUGUCAAAGCUCGGACAACGACGUCUGAUACUUCAGAUACGGUCAACUCGGAAACAGUUAAAGCUCAACGCAAGAAGCCUUCUAAAGCUGAAAAGUCUUUAAAGCUUAAAAUUUCUAAGCACGGUUUUCCUCGUAAAGAUUUAGCAAAGACGUUCAAAAAUAAAAAAAAGCAAUCUUUAGCCCUGGGUAUUGCGGAGGAAGGCCUCAUACAUAAAGAUUUACCUUCUUUGUUCAGUGGCACUCCAAAAAGUUCUGAUAUAAUUAACUUACAUCCCUCGGAGGAGGAGGAUGAAGAUCUUAGGAUGAGUUGCGAAGUUUCUCCAAUUCCUAAUGUUUCCGUCUCAAAUUCUUUUUCACCUCAAAUUACUUAA
This is a messenger RNA of Argiope bruennichi, 627 nucleotides long. RefSeq lists its product as uncharacterized. The record is from RefSeq and is a predicted model, not a curated record. Lineage: Eukaryota; Metazoa; Arthropoda; Arachnida; Araneae; Araneidae. The coding region runs from base 1 to 627 and encodes 208 amino acids. The transcript is spliced from 3 exons.